GCAGCAGGCAGGCGCCGGAGCAGCAGCCAUGAGCCAGGCAACGGCCGCUUCUUGCGUCUCCUCCUCCUCUCCAUCCUCUCCAUCGUCUCCAGCAGCAGCAGCAGCGCCCUCCGCUCCCGGCUCCCCGGCGUCCGGCAGCAGCCUCCCCAGCCCGGCGGGACCAUGAAGCGGCAGAACGUGCGGACGCUGGCGCUGAUCAUCUGCACCUUCACCUACCUGCUGGUGGGCGCCGCCGUCUUCGACGCGCUGGAGUCCGAGGCGGAGACGGCCGACCGGACGGCGCUGGAGGAGAAGCAGCUGGAGCUCAAGAGCAAGUACAACCUGUCCGAGGCCAACUACUGCGAGCUCGAGGGGGUGGUCCUCAAGCUCAAGCCCCACAAGGCCGGCGUCCAGUGGAAGUUCGCCGGCUCCUUCUACUUCGCCAUCACCGUCAUCACCACCAUCGGGUACGGCCACGCGGCCCCCAGCACCGAUGGCGGGAAGGUCUUCUGCAUGUUCUACGCCCUACUGGGGAUCCCGCUCACCCUGGUGAUGUUCCAGAGCCUCGGCGAGAGGAUCAACACCCUGGUGAGGUACCUCCUGCACCGCAUCAAGAAGUGCCUUGGGAUGAGGCGGCCGGAGGUCUCGAUGGCCAACAUGGUCACCAUCGGCUUCUUCUCCUGCAUCAGCACCCUCUGCAUUGGGGCGGCCGCCUUCUCCUACUACGAAAACUGGACCUUCUUCCAAGCCUACUACUACUGCUUCAUCACGCUCACCACCAUCGGCUUCGGAGACUAUGUGGCUCUGCAGAAGGAGCAGGCCCUGCAGACUCAGCCCCAGUACGUGGCCUUCAGCUUCAUCUACAUCCUCACCGGCCUGACCGUGAUCGGCGCCUUCCUCAACCUGGUGGUGCUGCGCUUCAUGACCAUGAACGCCGAGGACGAGAAGCGGGACGCUGAGCACCGGGCGCUGCUCAGCCGCAACGGGCAAGCCAGCAGUGUCCACACCACAGACACCACGGCGUCCUCGACGGCCGCCGCGCUGGGGGGCGUGGGGGUGGUGGGCGGCGGGGCCGGGGGCCGGGGGGCUGGCCUCCGGAACGUCUACGCCGAGGUCCUGCACUUCCAGUCCAUGUGCUCCUGCCUCUGGUACAAGAGCCGGGAGAAGCUGCAGUACUCCAUCCCCAUGAUUAUCCCCAGGGACCUCUCCACCUCGGACACCUGCAUGGAGCAGAGCCACUCGUCCCCGGGGCGCUACCCGGAGACGCCGCCCAACCGGUGCUUCUGCAACGCCCAGCGCUCAGCCAUCAGCUCCGUCUCCACGGGCCUGCACAGCCUGUCCCCCUUCCAGGGACUCAUGAAGCGGCGCAGCUCAGUGUGAAGGCUGGCGAGACCCUUUCCAGGACUGUCCUAAAUGGCAGAGGAAGGGGAGGAGGAGGAGGAGACCGGUGGGGGUGGGGUAGGAGGUAGGCACGCAGAGACCCCAGGCGGGGAGGAACGGUGCCCACCGGAACCUAGAAUUCAUACAGGUGACAAUCUACAAGGGAGGGGGAGUGUCGGCAGCUGGGCCAGGUGUCGUGGGUGUGAGCCCAGGAGGACAGAGCAAAAGCGGGGUUGGCUCUCUGGGUCGGUGUCAUGGGGAAACCGAGUCAUGGAGAGCUCGGAAGGGGCUCAGCUGCAGAAAGGAGGGGGGAAGAGAUAUGGAGGUCAAGCUGCUCCAGAGGGGUCAGCAGCUUGGAGCCCGUUCUCUCCAGGAUGGGAGUCCCGCCGGCCGCACUUCUGAAUGCAAUGCUCCCAGUUGCAGCAGCCCCACAAAAAUGUGAAACUUGAAAAUCGGGGUUCCCCCCCCCACCCUUACGGGAGUGGUGUAUGGGAUGAAGCAGGGGGGGGAGAGGCGGCUCUGCUGGUGGAGUGUCCACACUUUGAUUUAUACCUCUGUGAGACUGAUGGAAGGACAUAGCAUCUCUUCCCACUCUGGCCAAUAAAUGGGGGGAAAUCAAGUUCUGUGUCACCCCGCUCCAUUCAUUUGAUCCCCUUCAUUUCAGGGGUGAGUUAUUUCCUUCCCCCCCUGUGCAGAGGGGUUUGUGCAUCAGAUACGGGGCAGGGAACUCUCACCCUAAGUGUGCAAAUGUCUUCGGUUACGAAUGGUGUGCGGGUACCUCGAUGGAGGCGUUGGCUCUUGGGUGGCCAAAGGCGGACAUGGGUGUGCUGCGUCCUGCUCAUUCAGGGCCGUCUCCCCUCCUCUGGGCUUGUGUGUUUUCCGCAAUGCCCUUCCUUGCAGCUUUAUACAAAACCUUUUAUGCAAGAGUCCAUGAAGCCCGUGAAACACCCAAGUCCUGCUCCACGGGUCUCAGAGCUGUGCCCCACAUCUCCCCAGACUUGACCCACCCUUCCCUCUUUUUGCCCUCAGCCCCUAGAGCUUCCUCUCAAACCUGUCUCUGUUUUGUAGGGGGGGGGUUGUGUUGCUCUUUUCUUUAGGCACAGCGGAGUAUCAUGCCAGCAACGCCUUGACUUGUGGGGGCAGAACAAGCUCCGAUCCAUCGCCGCUGCAGCCAAGAGCUACCCACUCUUCUGGGAACUGCAGUUUUCCUGCGAAAAUGCAGUAGCCAUACAAAAGAGGGGCAUUUGCCAGGCAAAAAUGAGCCAGUGAGAAGUCCAUUGACCCCCAUUGACCAGCCACUUGCUCCUACUGGAAAACCAGCCACAUCUCUGCCAUUGAUGUUGGCCAAUGGCCUUGGAACUAACCCACAUAGCUGCUGGGGGCACGCUAGAAUGUUGUGGGGUGUCAGCCAGACCAGUGCCCCCCUCCCUCUUCCAACUCUCUCCAAGAGCUGAAACACACAAUCUGCCCAUUUUGGUUUCUCAUCUUUUCCUGUUCAGUUCUCCAUGUUUCCACACCAGUUUGUGAUUUCUCUCUCUCUCUAAAAAAACGAUUAAAGUUCAUCGGCAUUGGAUUCGAAUUACGACUGUGAUACUAUUACCUGUCUUACUGGAGCAGAAUUUUAAAAGCAGCACAGAGACGGGGCUUCCUGGAGUGGCCUCUGGUUCUUAGAAUCAUAGAACUGUAGAGUUGAUCCAGCCUCUGACGUGAGCCAACAGACUUGCGCUCCCACUGUGUGGGACCCCCAAAAGUGUGUCUUUUGGCCCGAUGCUCUGGGGAGGCCGCAGUCCUGGAGCUAAAAUAGGACAUCUCUUUUAGAGGUUGGGAUCAGAAGCCGGGGUGACUUCUGUAGAUUCAGGACGUCCCACUUAAAACAGGACAGUUGCGCAGGAUGUGCCCCCCAUCUUAUAUUACAGUUGUACCUUGCUUGUCAAACGCCUUGGUACUCUUCCAUUUCGGCUCUCGAACGCCGCAAACCUGGAAGUGAGUGUUCCGGUUUGUGAACGUUUUUUGGAAGCCAGACGUCCGAUGUGGCUUCCGCGGCUUCCGAUUGAGUGCAGGAAGCUCCUGCAGCCAAUCAGAAGCCGCGCCUUGGUUGUUGAACGUUUUCAGAAGUUGGACGGACUUCUGGAACGGAUUCCAUUUGAGAACCAAGGCACAAUUGUAGUUGUUUCAGAUGGUGGAAGCUGUGGCAGUGGGCGGGGGGUAGCAAAGGAGGAGGAGGAGUCCCAGUGCUUCCCUUCCAUCUCCAGCGGCAAAACGUCCUAGGUCGAGGAGAGAGGACGCCACCUUGCCACCCCCUUUGAGCAGCACAAUGUUUGGGGCUGGCCCUAGAGGCCGCUGUUCUUUCUGAGUGAUGAUGGUGGUUGGGAACCCCUGUCCCCAUUCUCUUCCUUCCAGGGGCAAGUUCCACUGACCUCGCCCUUCGUCCAUGGCUGUGACCUCCUGCUCUAGAGCUAAGAGCAUUAACUUUCUCCCAAGCAUCCGUUCAGGCCCGUCCUAGCCAUAGAGGCUAGUGGCGCGGAGAACCACAGUGCCGGGUGCUGGAGGGCGCUAAGUGAGCGCAGGGUUACGGAGAUCUGACCAGGAAUGCGCUCCUUCU
This is a messenger RNA of Zootoca vivipara (common lizard), 3961 nucleotides long. RefSeq names its product potassium two pore domain channel subfamily K member 3 (gene KCNK3). Gene Ontology annotation, molecular function: open rectifier potassium channel activity; potassium ion leak channel activity; outward rectifier potassium channel activity. Gene Ontology annotation, biological process: stabilization of membrane potential; potassium ion transmembrane transport. Gene Ontology annotation, cellular component: plasma membrane. NCBI's taxonomy places the organism in Eukaryota, Metazoa, Chordata, Lepidosauria, Squamata, Lacertidae. The record is from RefSeq and is a predicted model, not a curated record.